AUAAGGAGUGUGUUGCAAUUUAUAUGAACAUUUGAUCUCGAAAUAAAGAGAUAGAUAUACGUGAUGGCAAGUGAGCACAUAAGUUCCAAAGUUCAGAGAUGGUCUCUUGCUGGAAAGACUGCUCUUGUUACUGGUGGUACCAGAGGCAUCGGGUGUGCCAUAGUGGAGGAGCUAGCAGAGUUUGGUGCAGAAAUAUAUACAUGUUCAAGAAACCAAACAGAGCUUAAUGAAAAGUUGCAAGAAUGGAGAGGCAAGGGCUACAAAGUAAGUGGUUCAGUUUGUGAUUUGUCUUCAAGACAACAGAGACAAGAGCUUAUGGAGUCUGUAUCUUCUACUUUUGAUGGCAAGCUCAAUAUCCUUAUAAACAAUGCCGCGGCAUUAACAAUGAAACGAGCUAAUGAUCACGAAGCUGAAGAUAUCUCAAAUACAAUGGCAACAAACUUUGAAUCCCCUUAUCAUUUGUGCCAGCUCGCGCACCCGCUCUUAAAGGCAUCCGGGAAUGGAUGUAUUGUGUUCAUUUCAUCAAUAGCUGGUGUUGUGGCGCUGCCUGCACUUUCAGUCUAUGCGGCAUCUAAAGCUGCAAUCAACCAACUUACCAAGAAUUUGGCAUGUGAAUGGGCAAAUGACAAAAUUCGUGUCAACACCGUUGCACCUUAUGGAGUCAGAACAACAAUGCAGCCGCAGGAAGAACUUGAUAAAUCAGUUACAGACACGCUGGUGUCGUUGAUGAGUAGAAUUCCUCUUCAUAUGAUAGCAGAACCUAAUGAAAUUUCCUCUGUGGCGACGUUCCUAUGCCUUCCUGCGGCUUCAUAUGUCACUGGGCAGGUUAUUGUGGUUGAUGGUGGAUACACAGCUGGUGGUUUUAAACUCGGCUGAUCUUUACGAUUUGAAAUCUUGAAGCAGCAUAUUGCUCUUAUUGUUACUGCUUGCAAGUGUUAUCUAGAAAUGACUAGCUUUUGUUUCUUCUUUAUAUGUGCUUAUGUACAAGACUAUAAAUGUUUGCACUUGUGGCUCACUUUGCAAAUCUUCAGAGAUUAUAAAAAGUUUCCUAUUUCUCUUCUUA
Messenger RNA from Daucus carota subsp. sativus, 1063 nucleotides. Its product is annotated as tropinone reductase homolog. Bases 64 to 876 code for a protein of 270 amino acids. NCBI's taxonomy places the organism in Eukaryota, Viridiplantae, Streptophyta, Magnoliopsida, Apiales, Apiaceae. The record is from RefSeq and is a predicted model, not a curated record. The transcript is spliced from 5 exons. Gene Ontology annotation, molecular function: oxidoreductase activity.